This is a messenger RNA of Carassius auratus (goldfish), 588 nucleotides long. RefSeq names its product histone H3-like. Bases 52 to 462 code for a protein of 136 amino acids. The transcript has a single exon. NCBI's taxonomy places the organism in Eukaryota, Metazoa, Chordata, Actinopteri, Cypriniformes, Cyprinidae. The record is from RefSeq and is a predicted model, not a curated record. Gene Ontology annotation, molecular function: structural constituent of chromatin; DNA binding; protein heterodimerization activity. Gene Ontology annotation, cellular component: nucleosome.
GAGGAGUAUUUUUCUACGUGCGCAAAACGGAGAGAGAAGUUGGUCGUAGCGAUGGCAAGAACCAAGCAGACCGCUCGUAAAUCCACCGGUGGCAAAGCCCCGAGGAAGCAGCUCGCUACUAAAGCCGCCCGGAAGAGCGCCCCAGCCACCGGCGGCGUCAAGAAGCCCCACCGUUACAGGCCCGGGACCGUGGCUCUCCGAGAGAUCCGCCGCUAUCAGAAGUCCACCGAGCUGCUGAUCCGCAAACUGCCUUUCCAGCGUCUGGUGCGAGAGAUCGCUCAGGAUUUCAAGACGGACCUGCGCUUCCAGAGCUCCGCUGUCAUGGCCCUGCAGGAAUCCAGCGAGGCUUAUCUGGUCGGUCUGUUCGAGGACACCAACCUGUGCGCCAUCCACGCCAAGAGAGUCACCAUCAUGCCCAAAGACAUCCAGCUGGCCCGCCGCAUCCGCGGAGAGCGCGCUUAAACCCGCCGCUGACAAACACCCCAAAGGCUCUUUUAAGAGCCACCGACCCCGCACUGAACGAGACCGUUUCCACUGUAACAACGAUUAUACACAAAAAUAAAGUAAAACAACUUCAAGAUAACAAUG